Molecule: messenger RNA, 2074 nt
Organism: Portunus trituberculatus (swimming crab)
Lineage: Eukaryota; Metazoa; Arthropoda; Malacostraca; Decapoda; Portunidae
Gene: Sumo
Product: small ubiquitin-related modifier 3-like
Exons: 3
Coding region: 74-373 (99 amino acids)
Biological process (GO): protein sumoylation
Cellular component (GO): nucleus
Molecular function (GO): protein tag activity; ubiquitin-like protein ligase binding
Source: RefSeq, a predicted model, not a curated record
UGUUGCUGUCCAGCAAGCCGGAGGUAAGCGGCGGCUGUGUUUACAAACCCCGAGGAGCAGACCCGCGGCAACCAUGUCCGAGGAAGCCAAGAAGGAGGAGAAGCCAUCAGAACACAUCAACUUAAAAGUGGUGGGUCAAGAUGGCCAAAUUGUGCAUUUUAAGAUUAAAAAACAUACAUCACUUAAGAAGCUCAUCAAUGCAUACUGUGAAAGAUCGAAACUCGUUCAAACCACAGUAAGGUUUAGAUUUGAUGGCCAACCCAUAUCUGAAAAUGAUACUCCACAAGGUUUAGAAAUGGAAGAUGGUGACACCAUUGAGGUCUACCAGCAACAGACUGGGGGGAGCUGCCAUCAUCACCUCCAACCCUUGUGACCCUCCUGUAUUUUCAAGUCCUCUUGAUUAAGCUGUUUACCCUUCAGCCUCUACUAACUGUGUCCUAUGGAAAAAAAAGUAUCUUCUGAUAUUUUUAUGAAAAUGAUGAUGCUCAAGUAAGAUGUUUUAUUGUCUGUUGUAUAUCUACUUGUUCUGAGAAGGUGUUUAAAAAAUGCAACUUUUCUUUGUUUCCAAAACAAGGCAUAUACUAUUGAAUGCAUUGUUCUUUUCCACAUGUAUCAUUAUUGUUAACUGUCAUUAAUCUAGACUCCAUCAUUUAUGAGUUUUGCUCAGUCUGGACCAUCAGAGGAGUCUAGUAUACAUCCUUUAGUUUGAAUCUGGUCCACUAGAGCAGAAAAUGUUUUUGUUAUGGCUUUCAUAAAAGAUGUCAAAUAUUCUUUUUCACCAGUAUUUAGUUUCACUAGAGUGCAAGUGGCCACUGUAUAUACUGUUUUUUGGUAAAAGCAAACAAACAAGAGAUAUGGUCAUUUUUCUCUUCAGUCUCCUGCUUUACUCAAAAGUUAAGCUAUCUGAUAUUAUUUAAUAUCAUAAAAGUCUCUUGCUCCUUUAUCUCAUUUUUUCUCAUUUAUUGUAAUUACCAGAGUAGGUCCAAGCCAAAAGUGAACAUCCAUCUUCAACUGUGGUCAGACAUCACCUAAAGUGUUAUGCAAUAUAAUUUGUAUUGCAGAAAUCCAACAUCUUCAGUAUUAUUUAAGUUGGAUUUGAGACAUUGUUGCAAGCAUGCACUGAAUUAUGUUAUGGAGUAUGAAUUGAUACUUUACCAUAAAACUAGCAAUGCUUGGUAUGUCACAUGGAAGAGAGAGAGAGAGAGAGAGAGAGAGAGAGAGAGAGAGAUGCUAUUUUCUCCGAAUUACCAGAAUAUAGAAAUUGAUAUCUUUGGUAAAUAGUGUUUCGUAAACUUGAUCCUUAAUCACACUUUCCACUCUUCUAAAGCAGUUUAUAUUUUUCUCUGUACCUCCACCUUCACCUAGGCCCUACUAUUUGGUUAAUGUGGAAAUUUGAUUAUAGUGUAAUGUUUGUUUUCCUUUGGUUCAAUUUAUUUUUUUCUUAAUUUCUUUCUUUUUAUGGAUCACAAUUUGAGAAGGCUUAGACCAUUACAUUUUGGAAUGUAAGUAAAUCUUAAAUGGAAGUAUCCUAAGUUGUUGGUUGUAGUUGUGUUUGGUGGAGGCUUUUGACCAGCCUGUUGUAGACCCAGUGAUCAUGACCAUUGUUGGUUUCCAUGGCACCACUCUGCACCUGAACCAUUUAUGCACCUGGCCCAAGGUACUUUAACAAUACUUAUAGAUUUUAGAUUUUGAUGGUGUCUUGUAGAAAUUAAGUAUGGUUUCAUUUUCAGCAACUCUUUAUUUUCUAAAUUCAGUAAUGUAUGUAUCCUUUAAAUUAUAACCUUCAUAUAUUUGAAGAAUAAGAAGAUUAAAUGUUAGAUGGCCAUACAUUACAAGCCUAAUUACAAUGAAAGUUAUUUUUUCAGCAGAAGUUGAAUAUUUUGUACUUGAUUUUAUACUUGAUGCUGUGAGGAAUGAAUGAAUUGAGACUUUAGUGUCUCAUAAACAGGAGAGAUUCUUUUCAUAAACCCUUCAGGUGUUGUAAAAUAUUAGGAUGUUGAUAGCUACAGUAAUUAUUGAAUGUAGACCAAAAUGGUUGCUAAGUGCAUAUAUUACAAAUUAAAGAUAAGAAUGA